Molecule: messenger RNA, 4650 nt
Organism: Seriola dumerili (greater amberjack)
Lineage: Eukaryota; Metazoa; Chordata; Actinopteri; Carangiformes; Carangidae
Gene: sh3tc1
Product: SH3 domain and tetratricopeptide repeats 1
Exons: 19
Coding region: 76-3945 (1289 amino acids)
Molecular function (GO): protein binding
Source: RefSeq, a predicted model, not a curated record
CCACAGGUACCGGAGAAAGAGCUGUACUGACGGCCAGCAGCACCGGGGACAGGAAGUCACGUCAGAACCAGCAGAAUGGAUGCUGUCAGUGUGAAGGGAACUCCGUCAACAUGUGAGGAGAACGUCCCGGCAGCUCUGCCUGUGCAGCUGGAGCUGGUCAGAGGUCCUGAGCGUCUUCCUGCAGACGACCAGUUAAAGGAAAUGUUGAGAGGGAAACUGCGUGUUCUGCAGGUCGACAGCACCAAGGUCAACGCUCUCUUCAUGGAGCUGUCUGCUCACGUCAUCUCCAUCAACAGUGAAGAAAAAGUUAUUUAUGUAAGAUUCAAAACAUUUGAGGAGAUAUGGAAGUUCACCACAUAUUACACUACAGGUUUCCUGGGUCAGUGUAUGGAGAGUUUGUUGUUGGACCAGACGUUCUGGCUCAGUUCUUUAGAGGACGACGUUGCUAUUGAAGUUUCCAUUCAGGAGGAAACGCUCAACCUUAUCUACAAACGCAUCCUCAUGCAGGAGGGUUCGUUGUUUGCUAGUUGCAGUGCCAACCAGAUGUUUGACAGCUCCAUCUCUGGUGGAGACCUGUACCUGGAGCAGGGAGACAUAGCCCAGUUUGAGCCUCCCUUCAUGGGCUCAGGUUGGACUGUUCUCUGCCUAGCUGAUGGAGCCCGGGGCACUGCACCCAAACCUGCUCUGGAGCCAGUCAUUCCUUUUCAUCAGUGGUUUCUCAAAUCCUGUUCUGAGAGCAUUUUAGUUGGAGAUGGCAAACCUGCCUGUGACUUCCCUCUGCAGUUUGCCAGGGGCACCUGUGUGGCCACAGAGGAGUAUGAUGCUGAGGGCCCAGAUGAGCUGAGCAUGGAACUAGGUGAUCGCAUCAUCAUUGUGGGACUCCUGGUGUCUUGUUUUGAUUGGUUCACAGGGAGAAAGGAGGCGACAGGAGAAGUGGGUCUGGUCAAGACGAGCCUAGUGAAACCGUCCACUGACAUUUGCGACUCAGCAGAUAUUUUUUUGGAGAAAGAGGACGGGACGUUCUUCAGUCUGCAGGAGGACAGAGUCAUAGAGGAGACGACGGCUUUACUGAAGAAGAGAUCUCAAGAAGACACUGGUCACAACUACAAACUGGAUGUUAUCAGUUGCCAAGACUCUGAGAAGAAACCAUUAAUCAGCUGUUUGAGUGAAGCUGAGACUCAGCAGACUGAGCUGAAGAUGAACAUUCAGAGGCUUCUGGAUCAGGGAAAAGACUCAGCACCAGAUCUCACUGUGACUAUGAAACGGUCUUUGGAGGACUCGGUUCCGUCUACAGAGGCUGAAGACCCGAGCCCCCCCCGUUUCACCGUUCACCCGAUUGUAGAAGGAAACAACAACACUGAAAGCUUCAUUCCCCUCUUCUCUUUUCUGGAGGGACAGCUCUACAAAGCAGAGUUUGGCGUCCUGUACGGUCUCAACUCUGAACUCCUCACCUCCUCCACCUUCUCUGGUCACUCUGACGAGGAUCAGCUGAUCGCUUUCCUUGCUGUUGCCAGGGAAACAGCCAGGAAGAAGCGACUCUUCUGGUCACAGACUCGUUUGUGCUUCCUGUUGGGUAAGCUCUGCGCCGGGAGGUCAAAGUUCAGCCAGGCUCGGGUUUACUUUGAGGAAGCCCUCAGCGUUCCACGAGAGGGCUUCAGGGACCUCAAGCUGUUGGCCAGCAUCUAUUCCAACCUGGCCGCCAUUUACCUGCUGCAGAAAAACACAGACAACUUCUUUGCUGUGACUCAACGACUCGUUGCCUUGAUCCUGGGAAUCCCAGACUGCCUGCAGAGCUUAGAGGACAAUUCUGCUCUUAAAUACAUCCUCAAGAAAGCUGUGCUCUCCCACAACAGAAGGGCAGAGGCCCGGGCUUGUUACCUGUUGGCAAAGCACCACUGGACCCACGCCGAUGGGGCUCAAGCUGUCCCCUAUCUUGAGAGACUACUUGUUCUUUGUGCUGAAGCUCAAAGAACAUGGAGCAUCUCUCUGAGUCAUGGAUACCUCAGCCUGGGGAAGCUCUACAGUCAACUCUGCCUCCCCCACCUCAGCGUCAGUUCAGCAAGGAGAGCUUCUCUGCAGCCGUCUGCACAGCUGAGCGACUGUCUUCACAGCAUGGGUCUGGUUCUGGACAAUGUGCACAAACUGAAUGGGAUCACGGAGCAAGAUGUCUCUGUCCCGCCUCAAGUGGCGCCAUUUUUACACCAGGCCCUCUCAUUCACCAAGUUCCAGGGAGGAGGGAAGAACCAACACCACACUUUGUUCCAUCAGCUGACUGUGUGUCUCUGCCAGCUGUUUUAUAAGCACAGAAUGGUUGGCCACGCCAUCCACCAUAUGCAUCGCCUCAUCAACAACAGUCCACCUUUACAGCAAGUCCCCAUCUCUGUGCCAGAGAGAAACAGCGCCCUCAUCUGGCUGGCAUGGCUUCACAUCGACGACCAACAGCCUGGUGUGGCUCUGGACAUACUGGACUCGGUCCUGUCUUCAAUGCCAGAGCACUGCACAACCCCCCUGGAGGGUGUGGUGCUCAACAUGCGUGGUGUGGCACUCCGAUGUAUGGGCGACCUCCAGAGGGCGGCAGAGAGCUACCAGGCUGCCGUCGACAUCUGCCAAGAGUAUGAGGACCUGCCAAACUGGGCUGUAGCUCAGGCUAACCUCGGGCUGCUGUGUCUGAAGGCGGGAGCUAGAGGCCUGGCUCAGAGGCACCUGACGGAGGCUGUGCAGCUGUUCUCAGAGCUGGAUUCAGACGGUCACGAGGCGAACUUCAUCACAGUGCUGCUGAAGCUUGGGCAGCUCUACGUGACGCAGCAGCAGGUGCACUAUGGGAAAGGAUGCUACGAGUGGGCUCUGCUGCUGGCUAUCAACGCCAACCUGUUAGACUGUCAGCUGACUGCAACCAGAGACCUGUGCUGUCUGUACGGCAGUGAGAGUCCAGACCAGGCCCAGUGCAUCAUCUACAACCAGCACCAGGUCCAGCUGCUGAGACGCACCGGAGACAGAGCACAGGAGGGGGACGCACUGGAGGCCGUCAGCCAGCUCUACCUCACUCUGGGCACAGAGAGGGCGUACAGGGCAGCUCUGGACUACACCAAGAGCAGUCUGGGUAUUUUCAUCGAUCUGGGCUGCAGGGAGAAGGAGGCGUACGGCUGGCUGCAGGCCGGGAAGAUCUAUCACCUGCUGGGCCAGACUGAGCUGGUGGACCUUUAUGUUCAGGUAGCUCAGGACGUCGCUCUGAGCAUCGGAGACACCGGGUUCAUCCUGAAGCUGCUGGAAGCUGCAGGAGACAUUUUCUUCAACAGCUGCCAGGACAGAGACAAAGCCAUCACCUUCUACAGGGACCGAGCUCUGCCCAUCGCAGUGAAGAGCGGCAGCGUUCACACCAGGCUGAGGCUGUGUAAUAAACUGACUGAGGUGAUGCUCAGUCUCCAGCUGUACGGGGACGCUGUGGAGUUUGCUCAGACCGCUCUGGACAUCAGCAUCACUCAGGGUGAGUGUCUGAAUGAGCGGGUGGCCUACCACCGCCUGGCCUCUCUCUACCACCGCCUGGAGCAGUAUGAACUUGCUGAACACCAUUACCUGAAGACCCUGACCCUGUGUCCAGCACCUCUGCAGUUUGAUGAGGAGACACUGUACUACGUCAGGGUCUACCAGACACUGGGGGACAUCAUCUUCUACGACCUGAAGGACCCGUUCGAUGCUGCAGGCUACUACCACCUGGCUCUGGCUGCAGCCAUGGACCUGGGCAACAAGAGGUCUCAGCUGCAGCUGUGCACGCGCCUCGCCACCAUCUACCACAACUUCCUCAUCGACCGGGAUCUGUCACUCUUCUUCUACCAGAAGGCGAGAGGCUUCGCUGCAGAGCUGAACGUGAGGAGGAUUAAUAUCUCCCCAGAUCAGCUUCACAGAAGCAUCUCACAGGACAAGGCCACCGGAAAAUUUUCUAACUAACUUCUUGAUUGACGCACAAAGAAAAAAAAAAACCCCAGAAGAUGGAUGAGUGGAUGUGUUGUUUCUUUUUUUUUAAAAUCUUUUUCGCUUUUUUUCAGAAAAAUCAGAUUUAGAGAGAAUGCCUGCAUCAAGUUUACAGAGUCAACUGAUCACAAAGGAGUUCCUAUUUUUAAAGACCCUCUGUGGGGACGAUGAAGAUGAGGUUGCCACAGACUUGUUGUACUUUAUGCACAAGAUUCAACAUUAGUGUCCUUCAUUAAUUCACAUGAAAUAAAUCAAUAGGUAAAUGUCACAAUGGGCAAAAAAGAAGUGAAACCUUCAACUCAUCAUAUGUUAUUUAAAAACAGGUUCUCAAGAGUGAUGGAGAAGAUAUUUAAGGUUCAAGUUCUAAAUGAGUUUUUCAUUUUUUUAUCCUUUGAAAAACAACAAAAAGGAUAUGUCAGGUCACAUGUCAAAGUAAUGUAUAUUUAUAAUCCAGUACAUAUACAAAUAUCCAGCGCGUAUUGUUGUUUACCCAUCACCCAACCAAAGCUAAACAAGAGGGAGUUUAGAUUAGUUUCAGACCAACAUUCAUUAGUUUCCCAUCCAGCGUUGUUUAAAAUAAAACAACACCAGGCUGCACUACAACCACACACACCUCUACACAUCAGACUGGUCGGUUAUAACUCCAUAUAAUAAUAAUAAUAAUAAUAAUAAUAAUAAUAA